UAUGCAAUCAUAUCACCAAUUUUAUAUAUUAGGUCAUCCAUACAGAUUUACUAGGCUGAAUGCAUCCGAAGUAAAACUUCUGACUGCACUUUAAAUUACUGACAACUUUACAAAAGUUAUGCUUAAAUUUUGACUCAACACCAGAAAACACUAACGCAAGUCCUACAGAAUGACCAUUGCAGGAAAAAGCCAUUUGACACAAAGAAGUAUCUAAUUUCACUUUCACAUUUAGAAGUUAUUUUCUACUUUCGUUGCUGUUGAUCUGACAUUCAUAUAUCUUCGCUACUGACCCAUUUAAAUUGAUGUGUCGCGAAACUCAUCGCUCUGCCGUAAGUGAAAACUGACAUGAUGUUUGUGGAGCAUUUACAGUCGUAACCUCUAUAUGAAACAGAUCAAUAAAUUUGCUUCUAACAUUUACUGGACAAUGUUUUAGCUUCUGUUUGUUAAUAUAUGCUCUGUAUUUUUGUUUUUAAUAUUAUUGUUUUAUACCCGUUUAUUUUUUAUAGCUCUUUGUUUGACACAACCAGCUGUGUUCCCUUUGGUCAAAAGUCUGUUUAAAUAAACUGUGUUCAACUGAAUCAAUAUACAGAUAACACCCAAAAAGCCAUUGUUUAUGCGGAUGUUUGUUUUUGUGAAAUAAUUUGACUAAAAUGUACAAAAAAUUGGGCACAAUAGGCACUUUACACCAUGUUGAUUAUAGCAGACUUUUUUUCAAAGCUUCCUUUUUAAUGCUUUAUUUGAACGACGAUAUGUCGUUUGAUGUAAAUAUAAAAUUGUUCUUGUAUGUUCUUGUUAAUAAAGUUUAUUUCUAUUAAAUAUUAUUUAUCCACUAUUCCGUACCUUGUGUGCAAGCAGUGUCAAUCUAAUUAAUAUAUUGUAUUAUCAUAGGCCUACAAAUACAAGAGAGCCCUGAAGACCCUGUAUCGCUCACCUGACCUAAUUCUUACCUCAGAUGAUCUAAUACCUAAUAUGGCACAGAUUUCCUAUAGACAAACAUUUUGAUCAUCUUUUUAUGUAAAUAAGAUUGAUCAUUAAUCAAGUUCAUUUUUUGACUUAGUGAUAUAGUCUUUGACCUCAAGCAACCGACCACGGUUAAACUUGACCUUGAUUUCAAACAAAUAUUCUGAGAUUUAUGAUGAUCAAAUUGGAAAAGUGACCCCUGCAGUGUUAACGAAGUUUUUCUUUAAUUUGACCAAAUGACCUAGUUUUUCCCAAGUGACCCAGUUCCAAGUCAUCCAAGAUUUUGAACGGACAAACAUUCUGACCAAGUUUUAUAAAGAUCAAGUAGACAAGAACAUGUAGAACACGAAAUCCUCACCCCUUGAUGCAUUCAGUAAUUGCACAAUCAACAGAAAUUAUUUGGUCACUGUGCACUGGACGUUUGACAUACUGACCUCAAAUCAAUAAUAAUGGGUCAUUUAAACUCUGUAUCAAAUGUCAUCUUACACUAAAGCAUUCUCUAGUUAUUUGGCAAAAAGCUCUACUGUUCUGGGUCAAUGUGACCUUGACCUUUGCCCUAUUGACCUCAAAAUCAAUAGGGGUCAUUUACUGGUCAUGAUCAACCUACUAUUAAUGUUCGUGAUCUUAGGCCCAAUACUUCUCAAGUUAUCAUCCGGAAACUCUUUAACUGUUCCAGGUAACUGUGACCUUGACCUUUGACCUCAAAAUCAAUAGGGGUCAUCUGCUGGUCAUGAUCAACAUCCCUAUAAAGUUUUGUGAUCCUAAGCCCAAGUGUUCUCAAUUAUCGUCCGGAAAUGGUUUAAUUGUUCCGGGUCACUGGUACCUUGAUCUUUGACCUCAAAAUCAAUAGGGGUCAUCUGCUGGUCAUGACCAAUCUCCCUAUGAACUUUCAUGAUCCUUAGGCCCAAGUGUUCUCAAGUUAUCAUCCAGAAACGGUUUAACUGUUCCAGGUCACUGUAACCUUAACCUUUGACUUACUGACGUCAAAAUCAAUAGGGGUCAUCUGCUGGUCAUGACCAACCUCCGCAUAACCUUUCAUGAUCCUAGGCCCAAGCAUUAUCAAGUUAUCGUCUGAUAAAUUGGUUUAACUUUCCGGGUCACUGUGACCUUGACCUUUGUCUUACUGAUCUCAAAAUCAAUAAGAGUCAUCUGCUGGUCAUGACCAACCUCCAUAACAACUUUCAUAAUCCUAGGCCCAAGUGUUCUUGAGAUCAUCCGGAAACAGUUUAACUGUUACGGGUCACUGUGACCUUGACCUUUGACCUACUGACCUCAAAAUCAAUAGGAGUCAUCUGCUGGUCAUGACCAACCUCCCUAUCAACUUUCAUGAUCCUAGACCCAUGCAUUAUCAAGUUAUUGUCUGGAAACUGUUUAACUGUUCAGGGUCACUGUGACCUUGAUCUUUGUCUUAUUGAUCUCAAAAUCAAUAGGGAUCAUUUGCUAGUCAUGAUCAACCUCCUUAUUAGCUUUCAUGACCCUAGGCCUAAAUGUUCUUGAGUUAUCAUCCGGAAACGGACUGGUCUAGGGACAGACAGACCAACCGACAUACAAACAUCUGCAAAACAAUAUACCCCAACUCUUAAAAGGGGGGUAUAAAAAUGUGGUAGCAAGAUUUUUCUAUGAUUUCACCUAGUGACCUAGUUUUUCACCAAGAUACUGCAGUUUUUUUACUUGAUCGUGAUUUCAUAAAGACAAACAUUCUGACAAAAUUUCCUGAAGAUCAAGUAGAUAAUGUUGCUUCAAGAGAGCUUACAAUGUUUUUCUAUGAUUUGAACUAGAGUUUUAAACUUUAUCUAGAUAUUUCCUUUUAACUGACUUGGCGAUCUAGCUCUUGUCCUUAGAUGACCCAGUAAUGGAUUUGUGUGAGAUUCUAUUGAUGGUUAUAGUCUGACCAAGUUUCAUUUAGAUUUGGCGGCUGACACAGGGUGAUCACUAUUGACCACUUUGAGCUCAGGUGAGCUAAAAGUAGUUUUUAGAAAUAACUGAACCACCGUGCUCAUAAAAGUGUGAUUGGCUGUUAUUCAAUUUUUAAUAUACCAGUUUUCGUUGGCUUGUUUACUAGUUUAUUUCCCCAAGGACCUAGAACAUACGUCUGAUUGUUGGUAUGCACAUAUAAAGAGUUCUAAAAAUGCAAGUCAGUGUGAAUCUGUAUGUUUAGGCACGUACUGGCUUACCUCGAAGUGUAUCACGUGCUACAGAAAUAUGGAACAAUCAGUAGAAUAAGGAAUACAUUCAUAAGGCUAAGGGCAUACUUUUUUUUGUUUUAAAGGCCCAUGUGGUUUACCGAAAUCAUUGUCCAACAUAAAUAUGCAGAAGUAUAAUAUCACCCGUUCAUUUAUGUAACGGAUUAUGCAAGGUGCUGUGUUAACUCCCAUUAAUUACUAGCCUUUGUCACGAUGAUCCUUCUAUGAAUAUUUCUUUUUUUCUAUUGACUGUUCUUUUUCAAAUGCCAAGUUGUUAAGACUUUCUUGUUUAAGACUUGUCCCGUCACCUUAUAUUAUACCAGAAGUGGCCCACAGAUUACUAGAUAAUGAGCUAUCGUGCGUGAAUUUGAGCUUUAUUGUGAAAUAAAACCGGGUACAAUAUUUUACGUUUCAGAUAUCAGUCAUGCUUCAACUGCAAUAAAGAAUGUAAAAAUAUUGCGUAGUUUCGCUUCAGUUACUUGUAUUUUAUGCUGUAUUUUAUGUAAAGUUAAAGGAAGUAAAAAUCAUGGCAAAUUUUCUGUUUGUUGUUGGAAUACUUCUAGUUGGCCUUAUUUAUGAUGUCGCUGGUCUACAACACUGCUAUGGGUUUCUCUGGUGUGAGGAUGGUUACUACUGUUGUAAUUAUAAUACAAAAUGUUGCGCUUCUCUUGCUGGAGGAGCGAUCGCCGGUAUAGUGAUAGGUAUUGCCGCCGUCGUCGGGAUAUGUAUCUGCGUAUGUAUCGUAUGUAUGAGGCGGAGGAGAAACCAGCCUGGGAUAGUUGUACAAAAUCAGUCGGCAGUGGGAGGAGUGGCAGUUGUUUCGCAAGUUGCCUAUCAGAACCCUGGAAUGUAUGGUCAACCUGGACUCCCUCAGCAAGGUUUCGUGCAACAGCCAGCACCUUACGGACAACCAGCACCCUAUGGACAGCCUGCCCCGUACGGACAACCUGCACCUUAUGGACAGCCUAGCAGUGAUCCCAGCAAAGUUACAUCGGCGCCACCAGCUUAUACCCCAAAUUAAAACAUUUCAAAAUGAACAUCAACUACAUAUACUUACAGCUUACUAACCGAAGCAAACUUUUUAUCGAAUCUGCUUGAAGUUGAAUCAGCACCCGCAACUCAUAUCAAAUUUCUAGAGUACCAAAAUGCUACUUCUUCUGCAACCAUAUCACCAAUUUAUUCGGUCAGCCAUAAAGAUUCACUAGGCGGAAUGCAUCCGAUGUAAAACUUCUGACUGUGCAUUUUUAUUUACUGACAAUUUACAAAAGUUAUGCUUGAAUUUUGACUCAACACCGGAAAACACAAGUCCUACAGAAUGAUCAUUGCAGGAAAAAGUAAUUUGGCAAACCAGUCGUGUUCCUUUUGGUCGAAAGUCUGUUAAAUGCACUAUACUGAACUGAAUCAAUAUACAGAUAAUAUCCCAAAAGCCAUUGUUUAUGUGGAUGUUUGUUUUUGUGAAAUAAUUUGACCAAAAUGUACAAACAUUCGGCACAUUAGGCACUUUACAUCAUGUUGAAUAUAGCAGACUUGUUUUUCAAAGCUUCCUCCUCUUUUAUGCUUUAUAUGAACUAUGCUAUAUGAUAACCUUCAUGUAAAUAUAAAAUUGUUCUUGUAAAUAAAUUAAAAAUU
Molecule: messenger RNA, 4772 nt
Organism: Mercenaria mercenaria
Lineage: Eukaryota; Metazoa; Mollusca; Bivalvia; Venerida; Veneridae
Product: cysteine and tyrosine-rich protein 1-like
Exons: 4
Coding region: 3670-4164 (164 amino acids)
Source: RefSeq, a predicted model, not a curated record